CCUAGUUGGGGCUGGCCCUCACCCAAAGUCCAAACCACCUCACAUCUUCUCUCACUCUUUCCUUUGCAGAAUUCCUAGCUUUUUCUUGGUUAUCUUGCCUUUUCUUUAGCUGAACAUGUUCUUUGUUUAGGAAUUUUCUUUUGGGCUAAUUUGUCACCCCCUUCUCCAUGGUCUGCCACUGUAAUCAUCACAAUCUGUACACCAUCUCUAUAACACCCAGCUACUGAAAAAUUUCUCUCUUUAUUCACAUAUAUAGAUAGAAAGAAGAGGGUUGUAGGGAUUUGGAGGAAAACCAUCUUAUUGUCUGUUCUUUCCAUGUUUGAUUGCAUGGUGUGGGCUCAAUGGGUUUAAGGGAGAUUUGAAAGAGAUAUCUGAAUUGUGUUGCAGAGCUGCUCAGACAAGCAAUCCAUGGUUAGAUAGCGACUUGGAGAAUAACCCAUCAUCAUCAUCUCUUCACGAGAUUUUGCUUUUGCCACCCUCCUUUGAAUGAUGCCUUUCUGUGGCUAAAUGUCACUGCCACCUGUUCACCAUCAAGCCUGUGUUUAGUUUGCAUAUCAAAGCUAGAGGUGGGAUUCUCUUUGUUUCUGCCUUCCUCCCUCUCGUCCUUCCUCUUCUUGGUUUUUUCUUCAAAGGUGCAAAAGUAGGGGUUGCUUACAAGGGUGGAAGUGGUGGAUAUCAAACAAAACAAAGAGAGAUUACAUAUCUCUCUGCCUUUUGGUUUUCUUUCUUGGACUUUUCUUCACAGGCAUGUUUCCUGCAGCCAUGUCCAAUUCAACUUCUUUAUCUGAGGAAGCUAGCGUUUCUUCUGGCACCAGAGUUCAGGACUUCAGCAGCUUGAAUCCAGUGGUUUCAGGCAUUUCUUCUCAGCAGCAAAAUCAACAGAAGAUCAAGAAGAAGAGAAACCUCCCUGGAAACCCAGACCCAGAUGCUGAAGUGAUUGCUUUAUCUCCAAAGACCCUACUUGCUACCAAUAGAUUUGUCUGUGAGAUCUGCAACAAAGGGUUUCAGAGAGAUCAGAACCUUCAGCUCCACAGGAGAGGCCACAACCUUCCAUGGAAGCUGAAGCAAAGAAACAGCAAAGAGAUAAAAAAGAAAGCCUAUGUUUGCCCUGAGCCCACAUGUGUCCACCACCAUCCCUCAAGGGCCCUUGGCGAUCUUACAGGAAUCAAGAAACACUUCUGUAGGAAACAUGGGGAGAAGAAAUGGAAGUGUGAGAAGUGUUCAAAGAUCUAUGCAGUUCAAUCAGAUUGGAAGGCUCACUCUAAAACCUGUGGAACUAGAGAAUACAGAUGUGACUGUGGAACCCUUUUCUCCAGGAAGGAUAGCUUCAUCACCCACAGAGCAUUUUGUGAUGCUUUAGCUGAAGAAAGUGCAAGGCUUUCAGUGAUGAACUCAACCAACCAACUUCUCAAUCUUCACCCACAAAACCCAUGUUCUUUCUUUCCUGCUUUCUCAACCCACCACCAGCAGCAGCAGCACUUCCCAAACCCACCAACCCACAUUUCUCUGACUUCAUGGGAUUCACCUCAAAACCCUAACCCUAACAACCCUAACCAAAGCCCACUUCAGAUCAAGCCUGAAAUUCACCACCUCCAAAUCCCAUCACCCAUCUCUCCACAAUUUUUCCAAGAACAACCACCACCACCCCCACCGACACAGCAGAAGAACUUGAUGACUUCACCCUUCCAAAACUUCCACGUAAGCACACAGCCCACCUCGGCACACCUGUCAGCCACUGCACUCCUCCAGAAGGCUGCAACUGUUGGUGCAACUGCCAACAUCUCAUUCACAGGCUCUUCACAAUCUCACAUGUCUCGCCUACACAUGGCGGAGCUUGGCUCAUUCCCCCACGUGGGCGCCGGAAUCUCGCCGGAGUACCUGGGUUUCGCCUCUGGAAACCUUUCCACGUGGCAAAAAAGCGACCGGCUGACCAGGGACUUCCUGGGUCUGACUGGUGAGUCUGGUGGCUGUGGUGGAGGAGGAGGAGGAGGAGGAGGAGGAGGAGGCAGUGGUGGCGGUGCUGAUGGAGCGGUUAACGUUAGCGUGAAUAUGAGGGACAUGCUACAGUACACGGGAGGCGUAGAGUUCCAACCCUACGACCGUGACCACUCCUUGCUGAAGGCCCAUGGCUUCGAAACCUGGGGUGACUGUUAGAAAGAACCCAAGGGUAAAACAGUAACUUAACUCUCCCUUGCUACGAAUUGACGAAAACACCCCCCUCCACCUCCCAUCAUUUCAUAUUUUCCCUUUUCUUUUUCUUUUUCUUUUUUUUUUCCUUUUAGUAGUUUAAUUUCCUCAUAAGGGUUUGAUGCAUUUUAUUUUCUUUUUUCGUCAGAGGUAAUCAUGUAGCCUAGAAGACAUAAAAAGUAUAAUGAGGCAUCCGAAUGAUAUUAUUGUAAUUUUGUCAAUCAAGAAUGUCAUAUUACUUAUGGAGA
This is a messenger RNA of Vitis riparia (riverbank grape), 2435 nucleotides long. RefSeq names its product protein indeterminate-domain 12-like. The transcript is spliced from 3 exons. Gene Ontology annotation, molecular function: DNA-binding transcription factor activity. Gene Ontology annotation, cellular component: nucleus. Bases 748 to 2154 code for a protein of 468 amino acids. The record is from RefSeq and is a predicted model, not a curated record. NCBI's taxonomy places the organism in Eukaryota, Viridiplantae, Streptophyta, Magnoliopsida, Vitales, Vitaceae.